Gongylonema pulchrum is the source of this 689-nucleotide messenger RNA. The record is from the annotation of a GenBank genome assembly. Lineage: Eukaryota; Metazoa; Nematoda; Chromadorea; Rhabditida; Gongylonematidae.
AUGAAGUUCUAUAAGGAAAUAAGUGCGGAUGCGGAGAACUGUGAAACAAUUUCACGGGAAAUGGUUGAAAUAAUCCAAAGAAUUUGGCAAAGUAGCGGUAUACAACUCGUUUACAAAAGGCGUUUCAAUUAUCAACUGCUUGACAACGCCAAAUUUUUUUUGGACAGCCUCGAAAGAAUUACGGCACCAAAUUACUGUCCAACAACACAGGAUAUUUUGCAAUGUCGAUUCCGGACAACAGGCAUUCAUGAAAUCAAUUUUAUCUAUAAGAAGCUUGAUUUCAAGAUGGUAGACGUAGGAGGUCAACGGUCGGAAAGACGAAAGUGGAUCCACUGUUUUGAUAACGUUAACAUGGUGCUGUUUGUCGUGGCAAUGAGCGAGUUCGAUCAAGCUGAUCCAGAAGAUGAAACACAGAAUCGUAUGAUACAAAGUCAGCAAAUCUUUAAAACGGUUGUGCAAAGUGAUUAUUUCAAAAAUUCCUCGAUCGUGUUAUUUUUAAAUAAAUUCGAUAUCUUUCAAGAGAAAAUCAAAUACUCCUCAUUGAAAAAGUGCUGGCCUGAAUACAACGGUUCGAUUUUUACGUUUUAUUUUCUUUUUUUUUUGACACAGAAACAUAUUUUCAACGGCCACGCCUGCUUAUACUUUUUUAUGUGCGUAUUGACGAAAAUCCAAACGCAAACAUAUUAACA